AUGGAUGCGUUUUUCCGUUGGCACUUCAAACAGAAGCUUCCGAAGCCCAAACGGGGCAGGCGGACGAGCGCUUCCGUUCCCGCCAGCAAGGCCCGCAGGCGUUCCAGCGCGGGCCUGCCGUCGGCCGGACUCGCCCAGCGCCGCAGGUCCAGCGCCCAGCUCCAGGGGCUCCACGUGGCCCUCGAGGACCCGCCGGGCCAGGCGGCGGGCCCCCCUGCUCCGCCCAGGCACCGCCGGUACGCUCGCAGGCGCUCCAGCUCCGGCACGGCCUGCCCGAACCCGCGCUUCUCCGUGCGGAGACGCAGGGCGGCCAAACUGCGCAACAUCCACACGCAGCUGCUGGGCCCGUCCAUGCUCCUGGCCAGCCUGGUGCAGAUGAGCGAGGAGGCGCAGUUGGACGAGGCGAGCGGGGGUCACGCCUCCUCUUGCUCUGAUUCGCAGGCUGACAGCAGCGACAGGGGCGGGGGCAGCGGCAAGACAGAGCCUGAUGAGGGCGUGUCCUGGCUGGCCCAGAGCCUGUUGGACGGGGAGAGUAUCCAUCCGCGCCCCCUGAUCCGCGCCCCGCGCUGCCUGCGCAGAAACUCCUCCCACCUGCUGCCGGCCGACGCCGUGUACCGCGGCCCCGCCUCCUACGGGCUGUACGGCCGUUACCGUAGGAACAGCCAGGUUCAGCGCCACCCCGGAUCGAAACUUGCCGGUCCCUGGGGGGCGAGGGUGGGUGUGGGCGUGGGCGGCCGCAGGAGUUCAGUGGGCGGGCAUAAGACCUCCAUGUCCCUGUACAGGAACUGCUCCGCCUGCUGGAAGCCCACGGGGAGGAGUGACUCCCUCAGCCCUCUGCAGGGGCCCUAUUACGACCCCCACAUAGACACAUGGAGUGCAUUCCUCUCGAAGGCCAUUGCGAAGUCGGGUCUGCAGCACCUGCCGGCCCAGCCCAGCGGUUCUGCUCUGGUCAAGUGUGACCUGGAGAGGGAGCUGAGGAGCACAGUGGACUGGAGUGAGACUGCCCUGUAUGGAGAGCACAUCUGGUUUGAGACCAACGUCUCUGGAGACUUCUGUUAUGUCGGAGAGCAGCACUGCAUCGCCAAGUCACUGCAAAAAUCUGUCACGCGGAAAAAAUGCGCUGCCUGUAAGAUCGUGGUUCACACCAUCUGUAUAGAGCAGCUUGAGAAGUUGUCUGACAGAGAAACCCAAGCGGAGUGGCUGGAUGACCUGCCGCACAAAGAUCCGUCAUUUCGAAUAAACUUUAGGUGUAAACCGUCUUUCAGGGAAUCAGGAUCCAGGAAUAUACGGGAACCAACCAUAGUGCGGCAUCACUGGGUCCACCGUCGGCGACAGGAGGGGAAAUGCCGACAGUGUGGGAAGGGCUUUCAGCAAAAAUUUGCUUUUCACAGUAAAGAGAUAGUGGCCAUCAGCUGCUCCUGGUGUAAACAGGCAUACCAUAAUAAAGUGACAUGCUUCAUGCUGCAGCAGAUAGAGGAGGCGUGUUCGUUAGGGGCUCAUGCUGCUGUUAUAGUCCCACCCACAUGGAUCAUACGUGUCCGCAGACCUCAGUCCUCAUUGAAGUCAAGCAAAAAGAAGAAACGGACCUCAUUUAAACGCAAAUCCAGCAAGAAGGGAGCUGAGGAGUCCCGCUGGAAGCCUUUCAUUGUUAGGCCUAUUCCGUCUCAGCUGAUGAAGCCGUUGCUGGUGUUUGUAAACCCAAAGAGUGGAGGGAACCAGGGAGCCAAAAUCAUCCAGUCCUUCAUGUGGUACCUUAACCCCCGCCAGGUGUUUGACCUGAGUCAAGGAGGGCCCAAAGAAGGGUUAGAAAUGUAUCGUAAAGUCCAUAACCUGAGGAUCCUGGCCUGUGGGGGAGAUGGAACGGUGGGGUGGAUACUGUCUACUCUGGACAAGCUGCAGUUGAACCCUCAGCCUGCUGUAGCUGUACUUCCUCUGGGAACAGGAAAUGACCUUGCCAGGACUCUGAAUUGGGGCGGGGGUUACACCGAUGAGCCUGUGUCCAAAAUCUUGUCCCACGUGGAGGACGGGAACAUCGUGCAGUUGGACCGCUGGAACCUCAUCGUCGAGCCGAACCAGGACGCCGGCCCGGAGGAAAGGGACGACCAGGUGACGGACAAGCUCCCCCUCGAUGUCUUCAACAAUUACUUCAGCCUUGGUUUUGAUGCGCACGUCACCUUAGAGUUCCACGAAUCUCGAGAGGCCAACCCUGAGAAAUUCAACAGCCGAUUCCGGAAUAAGAUGUUCUACGCCGGGACGGCUUUCUCGGACUUCCUCAUGGGCAGUUCUAAGGACUUGGCGAAACACAUCAAGGUCGUGUGUGAUGGUACUGAUCUGACAUCUAAAGUUCAGGAUCUGAAGCUGCAGUGCCUUGUGUUCCUCAACAUUCCCAGGUACUGUGCUGGCACCAUGCCCUGGGGGAACCCGAGUGAGCAUCAUGACUUUGAGCCCCAGCGCCAUGACGAUGGCUGCAUCGAAGUGAUUGGCUUCACCAUGACUUCACUGGCCACGCUGCAGGUUGGGGGACACGGCGAGAGACUGAAUCAGUGUCGUGAGGUCACUCUGACCACGUACAAAUCCAUUCCCAUGCAGGUGGAUGGAGAGCCGUGUAAACUGGCCCCCUCUGUCAUCCACAUCUCUCUGAGAAACCAGGCCAACAUGGUACAGAAGACCAAACGACGCACGUCCAUACCGCUGCUCAACGACCAGCAGCCCUUCCCGGAGCGGUUACGGAUCCGUGUGAACCGGAUCAGCAUGCACGACUACGAGGCUCUUCACUACGACAAAGAGAAACUCAAAGAGGCCUCAAUCCCUCUGGGCCUCAUCGUUGUCCCGGGCGACAGCGACCUGGAAACCUGCAGGGCGCACAUCGAACGACUACAGGAGGAUUUCGUCUCUCUCCAACCAUCUUUCCAGCGAGUGCCCGUGCAGGAGGGCGAUGGGACCAAGGCUCGAACCCUGUCCUCACAGAGACUCUCCCCAAAGUGGUGCUUCCUGGACUCAACAACUGCAGAUCGCUUUUACAGAAUCGAUCGUGCUCAGGAGCACCUGAACUAUGUGACAGAGAUUUCGCAGGACGAACUCUUCAUCCUGGAUCCUGAGCUGGUUGUCACGGAGACGGUCAGCACGUCUCCGGGGAUGCCCGACCUGGUGGACACAUCGGGGGAGUUGCCCACGUCUUCUCGCAAGUUCGCUUUCCCAUCCUCCUCCUCCUCUCCGCCCUCCUCCCCCGGGCCGAGGGUUGUGGAGCUGCAGAAAGGCUCUCAGAGGAAGAGGGUGUCCAGUGACAGCUCUGUGACUGAAGCCCUCGCUCACAGUGAUUCGCUCAGAUCCUCCAAGCCUGCCCUCCACAGGGCGGGAGGUAUACAUCGUUCUCAUACAACCGCGGCAGAUUUCAAACCUUCUCUCAGCAGGUCAGAGAAGGACGCCUUGUGUAACACAGACAAAGUAUCAGCAGAUGCACUAAUUGAAUGUGUGAAGAGCAGAGACCACCGGAGGCUGAAGGAGCUGCAUAACCUGGGUGGGGACCUGACGAUGCGAGAUUCCUCCGGGCGGACUCUGCUCCACCACGCCGUGGACGUGGGCAGCAAAGAGGUCGUCAAGUACAUCAUCGAUAAUGCACCUACCGAUAUCUUGGAUGUAACAGAAAAAGAACAUGGGGAGACAGUCUUGCACAAAGCUGCCUCGUUAUGCCAGAGGACGAUCUGUCACUACCUGGUGGAGGCAGGAGCCUCCUUAAUGAAGACGGACUUACAGGGUGACACGCCAAGGCACCGGGCGGAGAAGGCCAAGGACGCGGAGCUGGCAGCCUACCUGGAGAACCGUCAGCACUACCAGAUGAUCCAGCGUGAAGAUCAGGAGACCGCCGUUUGACCUCUGACCC
This is a messenger RNA of Chanos chanos (milkfish), 3880 nucleotides long. It is a transcript of the gene dgkza, whose product is annotated as diacylglycerol kinase, zeta a. NCBI's taxonomy places the organism in Eukaryota, Metazoa, Chordata, Actinopteri, Gonorynchiformes, Chanidae. Gene Ontology annotation, cellular component: glutamatergic synapse; plasma membrane. The record is from RefSeq and is a predicted model, not a curated record. The transcript has 36 exons. Gene Ontology annotation, molecular function: protein binding; ATP-dependent diacylglycerol kinase activity. Gene Ontology annotation, biological process: phospholipase C-activating G protein-coupled receptor signaling pathway. Bases 1 to 3870 code for a protein of 1289 amino acids.